AAAAAUGGAUUUUACAAAUUUUGUUGUGCGAACUUGUCCACCUACUAUUACGUAUAUUCCAAACUUUAUAACGUCUGAAGAGGAACAGCAUAUAAUGCGACAAGUGGAGCAUGCACCAAAACCUAAGUGGACGCAAUUACUUAAUCGUCGCUUGAUUAACUACGGAGGGGUGCCCCAUUCCAAAGGCAUGGUAGCUGAGGAAAUACCUCAAUGGCUGCAAACGUACGUUGAUAAAAUCAAUAAUUUUGGUAUCUUUGAAACAGAAAAAGCAAAUCAUGUGCUGGUCAAUGAAUAUUUGCCUGGGCAAGGUAUAAUGGCGCACACUGAUGGCCCACUAUUUUACCCCACCGUAUCAACAAUAUCAUGUGGCUCACAUACUGUACUUGAAUUUACUGAACGUGAAAAAACACCAACUUCCAGAGAUUGCAGUAAUAUGACAGAAAAUGAAAAAUUUGUACAGCUUAAUGAUAUGGAGAGUGAUGAAGAAAAAAGCUGUUACAAGAGAAGUGUAUGCUUUAAAUUAUUGCUAGAACCACGCAGUUUACUCAUACUAAAGGAUCUUUUAUAUACAGACUAUUUACAUGCUAUAAGUGAAUCAACACAAGACGUGUUGUGUGAUCGCAUACGCAAUUAUGAAAACUGCGAAACAGUCUAUAAAAUGGGUGAUUGUCUUCAACGUGGUAAACGUAUAUCGCUGACCAUACGUAAUGUACCAAAAACUACAAAAAUGAAAUUAAAAUUUUGUUAAUACGCAUAAGAUAGACUGAAGCUCUUUUGCUUUAAAGAUAUUAAACGUUUUUAGCUAGCAUUUAAACUUUUUGAACGAUAAACAAAUUGAAACUAUAUCUUCCACCAUUACCACCAAACAGGAGCACUACGCAUUUUUUGUCAAAUAUAUGCACAAUAUAAAACUAGCUAUAAAUUUUGUUAAGCAUUUACUUCAGCACUCCAGUUUUUUCUAAAUAAAUGUGUAUGCUAUAAAAUUAUAAAAAUAUACAACGUGCACUUUACAGGCGUUUAGUGCAUAAAAAGCAUAUUAGCGUGCUGUUCGGAGGUAUUCCAAGCGCGGCCGGUUCUACCUAUCGAUAUUCGACUUUUGGUUAUCACAAAAACAACGUCUGGGACCAUGAC
Messenger RNA from Teleopsis dalmanni, 1131 nucleotides. Its product is annotated as alpha-ketoglutarate-dependent dioxygenase alkB homolog 6. The coding region runs from base 5 to 748 and encodes 247 amino acids. The record is from RefSeq and is a predicted model, not a curated record. NCBI's taxonomy places the organism in Eukaryota, Metazoa, Arthropoda, Insecta, Diptera, Diopsidae. The transcript has 3 exons.